ACGGUGCCACUUUUAACAAGAGAAGCCCUUGGCAGCCAUAGUGCAAUCCAUACGGUUGUACAGUGGAGCUGUGUGUGAUGCCCUCCAUGCUUCCUGUUGAGAACUUUCGCGGGGACUUCCGAACUGGGCAGCAUUCCGUCCGGCUGAAGAAAAAACGUGGUCAGUCCACAUCUGAAUCGCCAGCUUGGUAUAUGUAUUGCAUGUAUGCACAGGAAGCUCGUCGAUGUUAUUAAGAGAAGAGAGAGCUGCAGCUACGUUGUAGUUGCAGAGUGAAAUGCAAGCCAACCGCACUUGUGCAGAGUCCUCAGGACAAUCCAUGUUGGUGGCAGUGCUUGCAUCACGUGGAUUGCUCCUUGCAAGGCUUCCCUUCCUGGAUGCGGCAGCUCUGACAUCUGUUGAUUCGAGUGCCGUGGUGCUGAGACUGGCCGUUCACAGCUGUCGAUCUCGUUGCCUGCACAAAUAGGAGACCGGCAGACGAUGCUGUGCAGCGAUCGCAAGGCACGUUCUUCUUGCAAGGCUGUUUGUAGUGCCUAUCCUGCUGGUUUGUCCGUCUGCACAGUCUUUGUUUUGAUGAUAAGCUCGGGAACCGUCACAGCAAAGAGAAGAUGAAGAUUGCAGUGGAAGGGUGUGCUCAUGGUGAACUGGAUGCUAUUUAUGGUGCCAUACGAUGCUUGGAAGAGAGGGAGAAUGUGAAGAUUGACCUGUUGAUAUGUUGCGGAGAUUUCCAAGCGGUUCGGAACGAAGAUGAUUUGGGUAACCUGGCCUGUCCAGCUAAGUAUCGGUCCAUGAACACAUUCUGGAAGUACUAUGCGGGGAAGGAGAAGGCACCCUAUCCGACUCUCUUCAUUGGGGGUAAUCAUGAAGCAUCCAACCACCUUUGGGAGCUCUUCUAUGGAGGAUGGGUUUGCCCAAAUGUUUACUUCUUGGGGUUUGCAGGAGUGAUCCGGUUUGGUGGGGUCCGAAUAGGUGGGUUGUCUGGGAUUUACAAGAGUCAUCAUUACCAUCUUGGACACUAUGAGUGCCAGCCGUAUAGCGAGAACGAUAUGCGCUCGAUAUACCAUAUCCGGGAGUACGACGUGUACAGGCUGAAGAAGAUUCAAGAGCACAUGGACAUAUUUCUUUCGCACGACUGGCCGCGGGGCAUUUCCGCACAUGGAAAUGAGAAGCGACUCCUCAAGAGCAAGCCGUACCUCGAAGAAGAGCUGCUAAAGAACACGCUUGGGAGCCCACCGGCUGAAGAGCUCCUUAACCAUCUUCGCCCUUCCUAUUGGUUCUCAGCACACAUGCAUACAAAGUUCGCCGCACUUGUCAGCCAUGAUGGUAGGAGACGUCCUCAGAGCAAUAAUGGCAGCGCUGAACACGAAACGACUUCCAUUCUGAGGACAGGUGGCAAUGAUCAGUCGUCGAUGCAGUGCACAAGGUUUCUAGCACUCGAUAAAUGCCUUCCAGGAAGAGACUUCUUGCAGAUCGUGGACAUCCCCACCCCACCAAACACGUCCAUGCAGUUUGAAUAUGACGAAGAGUGGUUGGCCAUAACGAAGGCAUGCCACUCGUUCUUCCCAUUGCAGAGAGUCCGAGCAGCGAUGCCCUCCCGACCAGUAGAUCUUCAGGCAGAUCGAGCAUGGGUUAAGGAACGAUUGCGCGAACGUGGGACGUCUGCAGUCCCAUCGAACUUCGUGGUUACCGCCCCGCCCUACGAUCCAACUCCAUCAACACCAGAUCGAUCGUCUUCCGGUGGAAUGGCCACUCCACGACGGCCGAGACACAUCGCCAAUCCCCAAACACUGGCAUUUUUGGAAAUGUUGGAUCUUCCUUACUUGCUUGACCACUCGGCGAAGGUGGACAGGAACGUUUCCGGGCCAUGGCUUUGGCCACAUUCACGAACUCCUGAUUGGACGCUGCAGUUUGACGGGACACCACCAGCUUCGAGCUGCCCAUCAAAUCCUUCAGACAUGGGAAGGUCUGCCUCCCAGCACAGGCUGUCGUCGAGAGAGAAGCCUGUACAGAGUUCAGAGGAAAUCGCUAGUGCACUGGAUGUUAGUCAGCCAGUGGAUGGUGAAGUGGAAGAUGAGGAAGAAGAUGAUUACAUUCCUCUGUAAGAUCGCAGUGAUGGUAAUGAGUUUGGCGAAUCAUUUCCGUCACGGGAAGCGAGUGUCUUGCGGCAGCGGUAGAGAUUCAAAAGAUGAGAAUGCGGAGUUUACUCUUCACAUACUGCUUAUGCCAAGCGAGUGUGGCAGAGAUUUGAGAUGCGGAAGAUUAGAGUGCAAGGCCCAUGGCAAUGCCCUUUGGGAGGGACACGAUCAUUUCUUGCGAAUCAAGGAAGCGAACAGAACCUUGAAAAGGAGCCAGAGUGGGAAUGUAUAUCAGACAUGCUGAAUAGGCUGAUGAGGUGGGGGGAAGGGGCGGAGCAGGAAUGUGUAUAUCAAGCAUUCUGAAUGUGCUGAUGAGGCGGAGGAAAUGGGUCUUCUGCAGAGAGCUUGCUAGGGUAAUGCGAUUCAGUGCCAGCUGCGAGAUCCUAUGUGGCUAUAGAAAGGUGUGUUACGCUUUUAAGGCUACAGUAGUAAAGUGUUCGGCUAUUUGCAUGAGAUUGGCUUAACACAUAAGUGGCUGAGGAUGUCUGCCACGUGCACGAUUGCUCGUCUGUGUGCGCGUGGGGAUAAGAAAGAGGCAUUUCAACAAGGUGUUUUUUUUUAGUUGUAAACAUUUCUUUUUUCCCCUUUUGCUUGGGAGCAAGCAGCCGCACAUCGAUUUUGACUCGUAAGGAGGUCACACGCAUCAUUUAGUCUGGACAGGAGCGGUAUGGCGCCAGGUCAGUUCUUCAACUGCCUAGUAUGGGUUACAAGAUAUGCGCAAAAUGGGACUAUUAACUUCUUUGUUACCUUUUACUUAUGCAGCUUUAUGCUAUGAUGCUAAUAGGCAGCAUGUCUUUCAUCAGAUUUCCUUUUGCCUUGUGGUCGAGAUCUUGCCAGAUAAUGUGAGCAGCUGCAUAAGAGCAGAAAGCUUGCCGGACUGGGGAAAGCGACCUCUGCUUUUUUCCCUGUUGCACCUUUGACUCCACUCUGAUGAUAGAUAGGUCAGAUGCGCUCAAGUAGAGAAAAGGUUGUGACGCGGGUGAGGUGAUUUGAACAAGGUGAUUGCUGAUCUUGGCUGAUUGAUCAAUGUGAAGGAGGAUGUAGAGAUAUACCUGGCAGUCGAGAUCUUGGCCGAGGACCGAAGCAAACUGAAAAAAUGCAAAGAUCGUGGUGGUGGUAUGUUCAGUGGCGGAUGAAGUGUCCACAUGUCGUGGUGGCAGUGGUGGUCUAGUUGCUGGGGAGAUUUGAACGAGAUGAUUGCUGAUCCUGGCUGAUUGGAGAAUGUGAAGGAUGUAAAGAUCGACCGUAUUCGAAUCC
Chara braunii is the source of this 3389-nucleotide messenger RNA. The record is from the annotation of a GenBank genome assembly. Lineage: Eukaryota; Viridiplantae; Streptophyta; Charophyceae; Charales; Characeae.